AUGCUUCAAGGAAUCGAUGCCUUGCCAUCAGUACAGCAAGACGAUGAAAUAUUUCACAUCACAAUCAUCAAUUUGGAUGAGCGCUUGUAUGACCAGGCGUAUGAUGUUAUAACUAACCCUCCCACAUUCGAAAAAUUCAAAACUCUCAAGGAAACAAUUGUCGCAAAAUUUUCGUCAUCGUCCGUCGCACGUUUGGAGCAAUUGGUAUCAGGUAUUCAACUGGGGGAUAACAAACCCAGCCACAUGUUAACCCAGCUUCAACGCACAAAUGUGACCAGAGACCAACAAAUCAUCAAAGAUUUUUGGUUGCAACGUUUACCUACUGCUGCGCGAGCAGUCGUAGCUGGUGUCGCCAAGAGUAGUCCCAUGAUGUCUGUGGAAGAUCUUGCUCUUGUAGCUGACGAAAUUAAUGACAAUAUUAAAAAGAAUGAAGUGGUUGCUGUCGAUUUUCAGUCUACCUCUUCCAACAUCAGUGCCAUUCGAGACAACAGCAAAUCCUUAUCGGAGCGUAUUUCCAAGAUUGAGAACUCAAUUUCUCGUUUGGAAAACAGUUUUAAAAGAAAGUUCGCUAGCAAUCAAGCUCAAUCUUACACUCGUGGAAUAUCAAAUUCAUUCUCCAAAGAAGAUGAAUCCAAAGUUUGCUGGUAUCAUGCCAAAUUUGGAGGAAACGCAACUCGGUGCAAAACACCAUGCUCAUUUAGUUCAAAAAACUAA
Rhagoletis pomonella (apple maggot) is the source of this 714-nucleotide messenger RNA. RefSeq lists its product as uncharacterized. The record is from RefSeq and is a predicted model, not a curated record. The transcript has a single exon. Lineage: Eukaryota; Metazoa; Arthropoda; Insecta; Diptera; Tephritidae. Bases 1 to 714 code for a protein of 237 amino acids.